Otolemur garnettii (small-eared galago) is the source of this 4638-nucleotide messenger RNA. RefSeq names its product squamous cell carcinoma antigen recognized by T cells 3 (gene SART3). The transcript has 19 exons. Gene Ontology annotation, molecular function: RNA binding; protein binding. Gene Ontology annotation, biological process: RNA processing. NCBI's taxonomy places the organism in Eukaryota, Metazoa, Chordata, Mammalia, Primates, Galagidae. Bases 237 to 3131 code for a protein of 964 amino acids. The record is from RefSeq and is a predicted model, not a curated record.
AGAUGUGGCAUAACACGUGACAUAGAAAUGAGGUUUUUCUCUGAUGAGAGAUUUUACAGGAAUAUAAAAAUAAUAGGAAUUGUGGGUACUGCGAGAUUUUCCCAUAAUCCCAGGCGUCCAGUCUCCCUUUCGAUGGCAAGAAAGGGGGGUUUUGAUAAGGCGCGUGCCGCGGGCAGCUCUGUUCAUCCGGGUCUUCGUUCCCCGCGGGAAGACCCGAGAGUCACUGGAAGCGCAAGAUGGCGACGGCGGCUGCACCCUCGGCUUCCGAACCUGAGGCUGAGUCUAAGGUUGGGCCCAAGACCGAGGGAGAGGAAGAUGAGGCUAAGGCGGCUAGGACCAGGAGGAAGGUGCUUUCGCGGGCUGUGACUGCUGCGACGUACAAGACCACAGGGACAGAAUGGGAUCAGCAGGAGGAAGGCGUGAGCGAGAGCGAUGGGGAUGAUGAGGAGUACGCCAUGGCUUCCUCCGGGGACAGCUCCCCCGAAGAGUACGAGUGGGAGUACGAUGAAGAGGAGGAGAAGAACCAGCUAGAAAUCGAGAGACUGGAGGAGCAGCUGUCUAUCAAUGUCUAUGACUACAACUGCCACGUGGACCUGAUCAGGUUGCUCCGGCUAGAGGGGGAGCUUACCAAAGUGAGGAUGGCCCGCCAGAAGAUGAGCGAGAUCUUUCCCUUGACUGAAGAGCUCUGGCUGGAGUGGCUCCACGACGAGAUCAGCAUGGCCCAGGAUGGCCUGGACAGGGAGCACGUGUACGAACUCUUUGAGAAAGCUGUGAAGGAUUACAUUUGUCCUAAUAUUUGGCUGGAGUAUGGCCAGUACUCGGUUGGUGGGAUUGGUCAGAAAGGUGGCCUUGAGAAAGUUCGCUCUGUGUUUGAAAGGGCGCUUUCAUCAGUUGGUUUACAUAUGACCAAGGGACUCGCCAUCUGGGAGGCUUACCGAGAGUUUGAAAGUGCGAUUGUGGAAGCUGCUCGGCUUGAGAAAGUCCACAGUCUCUUCCGGCGACAGUUGGCGAUCCCACUUUAUGAUAUGGAGGCCACCUUUGCAGAGUAUGAAGAAUGGUCAGAAGACCCAAUACCAGAGUCAGUAAUUCAGAACUAUAAUAAAGCACUGAAGCAGCUGGAGAAAUAUAAACCCUAUGAAGAAGCACUGUUGCAAGCAGAGGCACCAAGGCUGGCAGAAUAUCAAGCAUAUAUUGAUUUUGAGAUGAAAAUUGGUGAUCCUGCUCGCAUUCAGCUGAUCUUUGAGCGUGCCCUGGUUGAGAACUGCCUUGUCCCAGACUUAUGGAUCCGUUACAGUCAGUACCUAGAUCGACAACUGAAAGUAAAGGAUUUGGUCUUAUCUGUUCAUAACCGUGCUGUUAGAAACUGCCCCUGGACAGUUGCCCUGUGGAGUCGGUACCUCUUGGCUCUGGAGAGACAUGGAGUUGAUCAUCCAGUGAUUUCUGUAACCUUUGAGAAAGCUUUGAAUGCUGGCUUCAUCCAGGCCACUGAUUAUGUGGAGAUUUGGCAAGCAUACCUUGAUUACCUGAGGAGAAGGGUGGAUUUCAAACAAGAUUCUAGUAAAGAGCUGGAAGAGUUGAGGGCCACAUUCACUCGUGCUUUGGAGUAUCUGAAGCAGGAGGUAGAAGAGCGUUUCAAUGAGAGUGGUGAUCCAAGCUGCAUGAUCAUGCAGAACUGGGCUAGGAUUGAGGCUCGACUGUGCAGUAAUAUGCAGAAAGCUCGGGAACUCUGGGAUAGCAUUAUGACCAAAGGCAACGCCAAGUAUGCUAACAUGUGGCUUGAGUAUUACAACCUGGAAAGGGCACAUGGUGAUACCCAGCACUGCAGGAAGGCCCUGCACCGGGCUGUACAGUGCACCAGUGACUACCCAGAGCAUGUCUGCGAAGUGUUGCUCACCAUGGAGAGGACAGAAGGUACUUUAGAAGACUGGGAUAUAGCUGUUCAGAAAACUGAAACUCGAUUAGCUCGUGUUAAUGAGCAGAGAAUGAAGGCUGCAGAGAAGGAAGCUGCCCUUGCGCAGCAAGAAGAAGAAAAGGUUGAACAGCGCAAGCGGGCCCGGGCUGAGAAGAAAGCAUUGAAAAAGAAGAAAAAGCCCAGAGGCGCAGAUAAGCACAGAGCAGAUGAGGAAGAUGAGAAAGAGUGGGGUGCUGAUGAAGAAGAGCAGCCUUCCAAACGAAGAAGAACAGAGAACAGUGUCCCUCCCUCUGGAGAAACCCGAGGCGCAGAAGUGGAGAUAGGGCCUGCUGAGAGACAUGCAUCUGUAAACGUCGACCCCCCUUCAAAGCAGAAGGACAAGGCGGCUGCCCUGAAGAGGGAUAUGCCCAAAGUGCCCCAUGACAGCAGUAAGGACAGCAUCACUGUCUUUGUCAGCAACCUGCCCUAUAGCAUGGGAGAGCCCGACGUGAAGCUCAAGCCUCUCUUUGAGGCCUGUGGGGAGGUGGUUGAGAUCCGCCCCAUCUUCAGCAACCGUGGGGAUUUCCGAGGCUACUGCUAUGUGGAAUUUAAAGAAGAGAAAUCAGCCCUUCAGGCACUGGAGUUGGACCGGAAGAAUGUAGAAGGGAGGCCCAUGUUUGUUUCCCCCUGUGUGGAUAAGAGCAAAAACCCUGAUUUUAAGGUGUUCAGAUACAGCACUGCCCUGGAGAAACACAAGCUAUUCAUCUCAGGCCUGCCUUUCUCCUGCACUAAAGAGGAACUAGAAGAAAUUUGUAAGACUCAUGGCACUGUGAAGGACCUCAGACUGGUCACCAACCGGGCUGGCAAACCAAAGGGCCUGGCCUACGUGGAAUAUGAAAAUGAAUCCCAGGCGUCACAGGCUGUACUGAAGAUGGAUGGCAUGACUAUCAAAGAGAACGUCAUUAAGGUGGCAAUCAGCAAUCCCCCUCAGAGGAAAGUUCCAGAGAAGCCAGAGUCGAGGAAAGCACCAGGUGGUUCCAUGGUGCCACGGCAGUUAUAUGGAGCGCGGGGGAAGGGGAGGACCCAGCUCUCUCUGCUGCCUCGUGCUCUGCAGCGCCCGAGUGCCACUCCUCAGGCCGAGAAUGGCCCUGCCCCGAGACCAGCAGUCACCACCUCAGCAACCACGGAGGCACCCAAGAUGUCCAAUGCUGAUUUUGCUAAGUUGCUUCUGAGAAAGUGAAUGGGACUCUGGGAGAGACGGGAAAUGCCUUAUUUCAUACUGGCCUGGCAGACCACCCGCCACAUGGCGAAGCACUGGGGACAGCUGGCCCAGCGCAGCGCUCACUCGCUACCACCACCUUCCCUCUGGUUUAGACAGAAAGGGAAAGGGUGUUCCAGGUAGAGGCUCUCGGUGCUCCCUCAUAUUGAGGGCAACAGGAGGAAAGUGAUCACUACAGUUGGGCCCAGGACAUACUGUCCUAAGAUAAUAUUGUGUCUUAAAGGAUGAGUAGAAGUGAAACUGGAACACAGAGUUUUUGAGACGCACUUGUCCAAGUGUUUUCAGCCAGCUCUGGCCCCCUUUUGUAAGACACUUCUCCUACACCCUACACAGCACAUGUGCCCCUCUCUUAAUUUUAAAAGAUGAAAGGCAGAUGCUAGUAAUUCACCAGAAUGGCCUAUGGGGAGGGGGGAUGGGAGGGAAAAGCUCAUAAAAAACAUUUGAUGGAUUUUUGUUUAAAGGGGCUGUGCAUUUUUUUUCUAUAUUUGUAAAUGACACAUCAAGCUGUUUUGUUUCCUAAAAGCAAAUUGUUUGUGACAUUUGUUUUAUAUAGGAAUUCUCUAUGCCAAUUGCUGUGGGCCAUUUUCUUUGCCUAGUGAUUAGUGAACUGUGUUCUUUGUCUAAACAUUGAGUUCCAGCCCUUUGAUUUUGUUUCAAUACCACGUCUAAGUGCAAAUUUCUCUGCUUUUAGCUUUGUUUGUAACUGAAUUUUCUUACAAACUUCUUGACAAAUGGUACUCAGAUGUGCAUUCACUUGUGGAAGUAUUUUGAAGUGGGUGUACCUUACUAUACCUAAUAGUUAUGUAAAUAGAACUUUUGUAAGUCAAAUUCCAUUGUCACUUUGAUUUAAAUUAUUUUAGCUGUGAUGUGUCUUCAGUUUUAAACUUUGUUUUACAGCAGUUCAACGCUAGCUUUUAAGCUUUUCUUUUUUUUUUUUUUACCUCUCCUCUUCUAUCAAAUUUAUUGCUUUGAAGCAGUAUUGCCAAUUCAGUAGGGGAAACCCUCUCCUUACAAAAAAACAGUUGGAGAAAGACAUCAGGGAAUCCUUUCAUAUGUCAUGAGAAUUAACUCCUCAUUUAUAUUUUGUAAGGUUAAGUUUUUGUGCAUCAAUUAGGCAUUUUCUGUAUUUUAUAACUUAACAUUUUUAUUGGAAAAAUUUAAAAUGAUAAAAAGUAAACUUGUGUGCCUACCAUUGAGCAGUCAGCAAUCCUCAGCUCCACAGCCCUUCUUCCUUCAUUUCUGUCUCAUCUGUCCUUCUUCUGUUAUAUAUUGAGGCAGAUCCCAGAUCCCAUGGCACUCAUCUGGGAAUGUAGCAUGUCUUAGAAAGAGAAGGACUUACGAGGAGUCAUAGUUUUAUCAUCACCCAUACAAACAUUAGCAAUAAUUCCUUAAUGUCACCAACCAUCUAAAUUUCCAGUUUCCUAUUGUCCAAUAAAUGUUAUUUUUCCUCCCAUAAAUUAUCAUUGGU